AUGUUCCAGCAGUGUGAGGAGCCUCGCUUUACCAUCGAGCAGAUCGACCUCCUACAGAGGCUCAGGAGGACGGGGAUCGGCCACGCCGAGCUCCUCCACGCCCUGGACACCUUGGAGCACCUGGACCGCCCCCAAAGGCGCGACUCAACCCACCGUCUGUCUUGCACCGCCGCCACUCAGACCGUCUUCCCCGACAGCCGAUUGUCGCCGAGUAGCUUCGAUGUAACGUCGCCUGUCGCGACAGCCGCUCAAACCAAUGGGAAAAUGUCGCCACUGCCCAGGUUUCCUCUUGUGGGCUACAGCUACGAGACUGGAGAUGAUGACACGGAUGUUGAAGAGAAAGUGGAAGACUUGAUGAGGAGAGACACCAGCGUCAUUAAGGAGGAGAUCAAGUGCUUCCUAGCCAACCGGCGCAUUUCCCAGGCUGUAGUCGCGCAAGUGACGGGAAUUAGCCAGAGCCGCAUCUCGCACUGGUUGCUGCAGCAAGGUUCCGACCUCAGCGAGCAGAAGAAACGAGCCUUCUUCAGGUGGUACCAGCUGGAGAAGACUAGUCCCGGUGCCACGUUGGGCUUGCGUAGCGCCCCGUUAGCUCUGGAAGAUGUGAUGAUGGAUUGGCAGCAGGCCCAGCCCACAUUUUCCCCCGCUCCAGGGGGUUUCCGCCUGCGCAGGGGCAAUAGAUUCACCUGGAGGAAGGAAUGUCUGGCCGUCAUGGAGAGCUACUUCAGCGACAAUCAAUAUCCCGACGAAGCGAGGAGGGAGGAGAUCUCCAUGGCCUGCAAUGCCGUCAUUCAAAAACCAGGAAAGAAGCUGAUGGACUUUGAGAAAGUUACACCUCUCAAAGUGUACAACUGGUUUGCUAACCGCCGCAAGGACAUGAAGAGACGUGCCAAUAUUGAAGCCGCCAUCUUGGAGACGCACAGCAUCGAUGCCCCCAGUCCCGGAGAACAGUCAAAUGGCGAUGACGGCGACGUCAACGAGUUCCCCGAACAGGUUCCCACACUGCUGCCUAGCUGGAUGGUCGUCCUGGGCCGCGGAGGCUCGUCCGAGACGAAGAGUUCGGAAAAAACUGCCGACGAGGUGGACUUGACGUUGGUUAGCGACAUCAAGACGGAGGCGAUAGAAGACGACUGA
Messenger RNA from Nerophis lumbriciformis (worm pipefish), 1131 nucleotides. The record is from RefSeq and is a predicted model, not a curated record. Lineage: Eukaryota; Metazoa; Chordata; Actinopteri; Syngnathiformes; Syngnathidae.